This is a messenger RNA of Sceloporus undulatus (fence lizard), 4803 nucleotides long. RefSeq names its product neuronal tyrosine-phosphorylated phosphoinositide-3-kinase adaptor 2 (gene NYAP2). The transcript has 9 exons. Lineage: Eukaryota; Metazoa; Chordata; Lepidosauria; Squamata; Phrynosomatidae. Gene Ontology annotation, biological process: neuron projection morphogenesis; phosphatidylinositol 3-kinase/protein kinase B signal transduction. The coding region runs from base 1048 to 3339 and encodes 763 amino acids. The record is from RefSeq and is a predicted model, not a curated record.
UCACUUGGUCCUUCUCCUCCUUUUCUCCCCCCUCCUUCCUUCCCUCCCCGCUUUCGCCUCCGAUGGUUUGCCUAAGGAAGGCAAAGGGGAGCUGUCCAAGGUGCUAGGAUGCUGGCGGCUUGGCUGCUCAGAGGAUUGCAGCAAAAGAGGAGCACCCAGUUGCUGCUCAGAGCUGAAGGUAGGCUGGCUCUUUGUUUGAGAAUCCCUGAUUAAUCAACAACAGCAUCAACAGAAAGAAAGAAAGAGAGAGAGAGAGAGAGAGAGAGAGAGAGAGAAAGCUCCAGCCUGGAUAGAGUGAGAGAGCCUGUUUGAAGCCUUGGGUGGCAAUGAGAGAGAGGGAGAGGGAGAGCAUCUUUUUUUCCUGCUGCAAGAAGCCAUUUGGAUAGGAUGCUUGCAAUUCCUGCUUCUUCUUCUUCUUCUUUCUUCUGUGCUCCAUGCUCUUCACUCCAAUGAGGCACCUUGGCCACUUCUCUGCCCUGGCAUAUGUUGGUGCUGCAGUCUUCGGCGGGGUGAAAUCGAGAGGCAGACCCUAUCGUCUCUUUGCCAUUGGACUUCAAAGCAGGAUACCAUUGGUGCCCCCCUGAGACCUUCGCUGCCCUCCUUCUCCAGGAUUGAGAAUGCCCAGGCUCAUCUCCCCCCCGGCUUAGCCCCACUGCCUUUGUGACCCUCAAACUUUAAAAGGUUCUUUUUCAUCCUGUACUCAGAAGAAGAUUUCUUUCUUUCUUUCCUCCCCACCCCCAUUUUUAUCCCCCCCUCUUUUGAAUGCAACCCACUGAGUUUGAGAGAGACAGAAUGCUACAACCUGGAUAUCUUUGCCAAGAAGAGCUCAAGCACUUUAACUGAAAGAAAAACAAAACAAAAAACAAACCUGAGCCAAUCUGCAAAACCUGUUUUGUAUGGUGCUGAAAUAUCCCCUUCAGACUGCACUGAGAUAAACCACAGGAAAGGGCUUUUACAGGCAAAAGUCACCUUUAAUCAUUGCACUUAGCAGUCCCUUGAGGACUUUAAUCUUGGAAGUAUUCUCCUCUGUUUAUUAUCACCCACAAGAUGAUGAGUUCCAAUCAGGAGGAGGUCACUUUGGGCACUUUUCUGCAGUAUAUUGAAGAUAUGGGCAUGAAGGCCUAUGAUGGCUUGGUUAUACAGAAUGCAUCCGACAUAGCUCGAGAGAACGAUCGCAUGAGGAAUGAAACAAACCUGGCUUACUUGAAAGAAAAGAAUGAAAAGCGCCGGAAACAAGAGGAAGCAAUAAAACGCUUAGGUGGUGAAGUGGUGAGAGGAAAUGAAGGAAACUAUGUGGGCAAACAUUUUCGUAUGGGAUUCAUGACAAUGCCUGCACCUCAGGAUAGACUACCGCAUCCCUGUUCCAGUGGAUUUUCCGUGAGAUCUCAGUCACUUCAUUCUGUUGGAGGUACCGAUGAUGAAAACAGUAGCUGCUCUCGGAAGCAACCGCCACCAAAACCUAAGCGAGACCCCAAUACCAAGCUAAGCACGUCCUCUGAAACUGUAAAUGCUGGAACCACCAGUAAGAGCGGAAAGCUACCAGACAGGACUGAAGUGUCAGCCAAAGCAAGGCCUCACAGUGAUGAAUAUUCAAAGAAGGUUCCACCUCCUAAGCCAAAACGGAAUCCCAACACUCAGCUGAGUGCAUCUUUUGAUGAGACAUACAUCAAAAAACAUGGCCCCACAAAGUCAACGCUAAGUAGGGAUGCCUCCUUAUCACAGGUCAGCAGUCCUGCUCCUGAUACAGAGGAUGAAGAACCAGUUUAUAUUGAAAUGGUUGGAAAUAUACUUAGAGACUUCAAAAAAGAUGAGGAGGACCAAAGUGAGGCAGUUUAUGAAGAAAUGAAAUACCCCAUCUUUGAUGAUGGUGGCCAGGAUUCAAAGUGUCCGUGUGAGUAUGACCAUCACAGCUGUUCCUCUCAGUGUGCUACUCCCACAGUGCCUGACCUUGAUUUCACCAAGUCCUCAGUGCCAUCUACACCCAAAGGUGUGCUUUGUGACAUACCCCCACCAUUUCCAAAUUUACUUUCCCACAGACCUCCACUCCUGGUAUUUCCACCUGCACCAGUGCAGUGCUCCCCAAAUUCUGAUGAAUCUCCUUUAACACCACUGGAAGUCACCAAGCUUCCUGUGUUAGAAAAUGUGUCUUAUAUCAAACAGCAAGCUGGAGCUUCUCCAUCUUCACUGCCACCUCACACGCCAAGUCAUCAAAAACUGGAGAAAGACCAGACAUCUCAUGGAACUAGUACUCCAGGGCACUCCUCUUCACCUCCUCAUCCUUCUACCUUAUACAGAACACAGUCUCCACAUGGGUAUCCUAAAAGUCACUCUGCCUCCCCCUCUCCUGUGAAUAUGGGUCGGUCACUUACUCCCUUAAGUCUCAAAAGACCUCCUCCUUAUGAUUCUGUACAUUCAGGAAGUCUCUCAAGAAGUUCUCCAUCAGUGCCUCAUUCAACAGCCAGAAACAUAUUACAAGAAGGAGGGAAAAUGGUAAAUGCCUCUGUCAAUACCUACGGGUCAUCAACACAGAGUAGUUCACGAUCCAGAACACCUACUAGUCCCCUAGAGGAAUUAACCAGCCUUUUUACCUCAGGACGAAGUUUACUGAGGAAAUCCUCCAGUGGGAGAAGAUCUAAAGAGCCUGCAGAAAAACCAUUAGAUGAACUGAAGAUCAGGAGCCACAGCACUGAGCCACUACCAAAGCUGGAAAACAAAGAAAGAGGAAGUCACCAUGGGACAUCUUCUUCCAGAGAGCCAAUAAAAGCUCAGGAAUGGGAUGGGACACCAGGACCGCCACUUGUGUCUAGCAGACUUGGAAGGUCUUCUGUUAGUCCAACCAUGUUGGCAGGAAGUAAUAGUUCGGUGCUACUCCUGUGCUGGUCCCAGAACACCAGAGACAAAAUAGAACCGAAAGCAAGUUGCAGAUUAGGGCGAUCUGCAUCCACAUCAGGUGUGCCUCCUCCCUCCGUUACUCCUCUCAGGCAAGCGAGCGAUCCACAACCGAGCCAGAAUCAAGCACACUGCACACCCAGUAGGAGAGGGAAGAAACCCACAAGAACAAGGAGAGAACAACCACUUCCACAGCCUAGUAGCGUAUACAAUUACAGUAAAGUGACGUGUAUGCAGUGGUUACAUGGAGAUCAUACAAUGCUGGAAAUGAUUGAGAAAAAACGUUGCCUCUGCAAGGAAAUCAAGGCACGGCAGAAAUCAGAGAAAGGACUUUGCAAACAGGACAGCAUGCCGAUCCUACCAAGUUGGAAGAAGAACACAGGGGCCAAGAAAUACAGCCCUCCUCCAUAUUCCAAGCAACAAACGGUUUUCUGGGAUACAGCGAUAUGAUAUGAACAUGAGGGUUAUCUUCCACACAUGCUGCAAUGUGCGCUGUCAGCCAACCUUCCUCAUAAGGUGAUAUCUGGAACCAAAUUCAGGUGAAGAUCUGCCUAGGAAUAAGGCUUACUAAAGUGGUAUCCACAUGUCAAUCAAAAGAAAAAUCUAUGUCUACCACGGAGCAAAGGCAUGCACAGUUUUUUCAAGGAUUCCUUUGAUUGAAGAAAAGUAGUAAGAUGUAAAUAUUUUGCCAAUCUCCUUUGAAAAACUGAGUGAAUAUACUCUUUAAAUUAUAAUGCAAACCUGUAUGAAUAAUUUUAAUCAUAUGCUGUUUUAACUGUUUUCUAUGUGUUAUAUUUAUGGUUUUUUAAAAAAAGAACUAAGUUAUCUCACCUGCCUAUAUUUUAGGCCUAAAUCCAACAGCUAGUCCAAAGUAGAACAGCCACACUGAAUCCCUUGCUCAAUGGUAAACCAAUGUCUAUAUGUAUCCUAUUGAUUCAGUAAUGUCUAGUCAGAUUGAGAAUAGCCAUUGGAUUUAGGCCUUAGUGUCAUUACAAAAGCAUGUGGUUGUACAUUUUUGGUUUAACAGUAAGUUGUUUGAAUCAAACUGGUGCUAGGGCUGUAGAAGUUAAAUAAAUAUAUGAUUUAUUAGAAGGAUUUUCUACAAACUCCUUUCAGCAGGAGGUGGAUAGAACUGCAAAGAAUGCAGGUUAAACAGUAUUCACUUGGAUAUCCAAAUUACAUUAGCAAUGUGUUGUUCCACACAUUUUUGAAAAAUAUAUUUGAUAUAAUAUAACUGUAUUAAUAGUACAUUAUAAAUAUCUGCAAUUUACCAAGUAUAACUGAUCUGCAACCACCUAUAUCAGGUUCACUCACAUAGCUGGAAACUAACUAGUAGUGUUUAACUGAUGCCACCAUAAGUCCCAAUUCGAAAGACCCUUGUACUUUCUUGCCUAACAGCACUCAGUAUCUUUCAGAGGGAACAGGUGGUAAAAAGAGGGUUUGGGGGAUUAAUCUUCCCACCCUUCAAAAAAUGUAAUCAGAGCUGCCAACUGUGUUUAAUGGUUCAGUAUAGUUGGACGUAAGGAGUGCAAGAAUGCUUCAUAUUGGUCUGCAUUUCAUGAUAUGGGGACAUUUAAAAUCUUGAUCAGCAUAAGGUUGUAUAAUUUAAACAGAAAUGCAAAAGCAUUCCUCUUACAGAUUAUCUUUCUGAAUGAUAUGAGUGAUUCUGAUGAAAUAGGUUGAUUUAACACGUAAAUUAAAUUAGCUGCAGAUUUUUUUUUUAUUUAGUGGAGAACUCUUCCUUCUUCUGUUCAGUUGAUUUGUGGAGACCAGGGUUCACUGUGACUAAGGACUGUACAUCACAUGAUUCAUUUAAUCUAUAUAUUCAUUUAGCAGGUUCAAAUGGUGGUAGUGCAGCUAUAAUUCCCAUCCUCAUUUGUCGUGGAUCCCUGAAAGUAAAGGUAACAGCAAUCU